Molecule: messenger RNA, 473 nt
Organism: Oppiella nova
Lineage: Eukaryota; Metazoa; Arthropoda; Arachnida; Sarcoptiformes; Oppiidae
Source: the annotation of a GenBank genome assembly
UGUGCAGCCGUACGAAGCGGGCACUUAUCUCAACAAAAUCCAGUGCUUCUGCUUCGAGGAGCAGCGGCUGAACCCCCACGAGGUGGUCGACCUCCCGGUGUUCUUCUACAUCGAUCCCGAGUACGCGGACGACCCCCGCCUCGAGAACGUCGACGAUAUCGUACUCUCCUAUACCUUCUUCGAGGCCAAGAAAGGGCUUACAUUACCGUCGUUUAUGUCGUCCCCCGCGGCGCCUACACCCUCGGCACCGACACCACCAUUGCUACCGACCCCUCCCAGUCCCACACAAGCGGUGCAGAAUUCACUAUCUCAACGUCUAUUAGACGUGUACCGGUGCUGGUGUGGUGGAGGUGUAUCUCUGAUAACUGUGCUCUCUCACUGUCAUAUUAGGGUGUAUUUCCCUUACAAAACUGUCCGAAAAGGGUAUAUACUAUUUAACAGUUUUGUCGACCACACGACUGUCCAACGGUUAC